Messenger RNA from Polypterus senegalus (gray bichir), 1774 nucleotides. RefSeq names its product G protein-coupled receptor 184 (gene gpr184). Gene Ontology annotation, molecular function: G protein-coupled receptor activity. Gene Ontology annotation, biological process: G1/S transition of mitotic cell cycle; negative regulation of G2/M transition of mitotic cell cycle; G protein-coupled receptor signaling pathway. Lineage: Eukaryota; Metazoa; Chordata; Cladistia; Polypteriformes; Polypteridae. The record is from RefSeq and is a predicted model, not a curated record. Gene Ontology annotation, cellular component: membrane. The transcript has 2 exons. Bases 562 to 1614 code for a protein of 350 amino acids.
GCGAACAGCGCGUUUCAAUUUUGCAGCCCUUCUUCAAUCCAAGCUUUCAUUUUUACGUCGUCCCGUCACGUUUUCAUAGCAGCACACGCUACUUUUGACCUCAUCGCCCUCCGUUGCGCCCCCUCUAACCACGACAGCCUUCCAGACGCUUGGCAAAAAGUAUCCAACUUCUCGUUUCAGUUGCAACCAAAUUUCUACCCACACGUUCUUCUUGCGUCAUACGUAAAAAAAAAAAUAAAAAAAUCUUUGCCUGUCAAAGACUUCCUCUGUUAAGUUAAAUGCAUCUGAAAGUCCCCAGCGAGUAAAGAAAGCCCCACCGCCUGCGCCUCCUCGUCAAUCCCCCUUUGCACGCCUUUGCAGAUCAUCCGAGAACUGGCAACCUGCUCACCUACGGCCAUUUCAGUGCGUGCGCGUCACUUUUAGCAGCGGCUUGUGGGCACUGGGACAGUGGAAUCAAUUUGGUCUCGAAUAUCACUUUGGAUUUUUCUGCAUAAGACGGGUCAACACACAUCUUUGUGAACUGCGCGUGGUGGACGUCUGGCUGCAUCUGUUCGAUCUGUGAUGGUGGCUGAGGCGCCGCCUGGCCCGAUGACCAACGACACUCGCUGCGGGAUCAAUUUCAGCGAGGGCCGCUGGCCGCUGGUGUUCAUCUAUUCGGUUGUGUUCACUUUGGCCUUGGUGGCCCACCUGCUGACGCUCUGCCCCAUUAUCCAGCAGGUGCGCAGCCACAACAUCCUGGGGGUCUACCUGCUGAACCUCUCCCUCUCGGAUCUGCUGUACACCCUGACGGUGCCACUCUGGAUCCACUAUUACUACAACAACCACACAUGGCACCUGGGCAGGCAUGUGUGCCACAUUGCAGGCUUCAUCUAUUACUCCAACACGUACAUCAGCAUCUUCAUGCUGUGCUGCAUCUCCCUGGACCGCUGCCUGGCCGUGUCCUUCCCGCUAUGGGCCAAGGCUUUCCGCAAGCCAAAGUAUGGCUGGUACAUCAGUGCCUUUGUCAUCCUCGGGGUGAUGGGUGUUCACUUGCCAGUGGCCCUGGUCAAUAGCAACAACAACACCCUGCUCAACGGCAGUAGUGAAAUGAAGGACUGCUAUGACAGUUACCCGCUCUCGACGCUGGUGGCCAAAUUCAACUACAUCCGCAUCACCUUUGGUUUCCUGGUGCCCCUGGCUCUGCUCAUCUUCUGCAACUUUCAGGUUUUCAGAGGGGUGCGCAAGAGCAGCAGCAUUCAGGACAAAAGCAAGCGCAAAGUGAAGCUGCUGUCCAUCUGGGUGAUUGUUAUCUUUGCCUUCUGCUUCGCCCCUUACCACAUCAUCCUCUUCCUCCGCACCAUCGUGUCCUCCCUCCACCCAGGGAGCUGUGACUUUGACCGCCACGUGCAUCACCUCUUCAGUUUCUCCCUGGCCAUGUCCAGUCUAAACAGCGUGGCUGACCCCUUCCUCUAUGUGUUUUCCAGUAACUGUGUGCGGGAGGACCUCAGUGGAAUCAGCCGAUCGCUCUGCGCCCAUCUUGGUCACAGAUGGCCUCCACACAGCAGCAGUAAACUGUCCAUCAGACAAUUGUCUACUCGGGUCGUCACCUCCUGGACUGCGUUGGACAAAAUUUAAGGGACCUGAGUCGGGAUGAGCAAUUCCUCAGCUGAUCCCAUUUUUGCUCUUUUUUUCCUUGAGUAAAGCACUGUUGUUGUUCGCAAAGUGAUCAGUCUGUCCUUGUAAUAUAGCGCCUUUCAUGGCAACCACUGACAUAAAAUAACUUUUUAUUAUCAAA